Messenger RNA from Megalobrama amblycephala (Wuchang bream), 2057 nucleotides. Its product is annotated as putative ferric-chelate reductase 1. Lineage: Eukaryota; Metazoa; Chordata; Actinopteri; Cypriniformes; Xenocyprididae. The record is from RefSeq and is a predicted model, not a curated record. The coding region runs from base 129 to 1778 and encodes 549 amino acids. The transcript is spliced from 16 exons. Gene Ontology annotation, molecular function: oxidoreductase activity, acting on metal ions.
GUAAAGCCCUGCCCACAAUGACUACGCUAUUUGUUUUGAAGAACUGUCUGGAUCUCUGAGCGCGCGCAUACAGGGUGUCAGCCGAAACCAAGAGGGAACAACAUCCUCGCCCAACGAAUUAUCCAAAGAUGUUCCUGUAUGUUCUCCUGUCAUGUGUUGGGAUCGUGCAGUGUUUUCCUAAUGGACAGGUCAGCCAAGUAUGUGGAUCUUUGGUACCUAGUCACGGGUCGAGCGCUCAGUCCAUCUCUUCUCCGUACACCGUUACUGCUGACAAGACCACAUUUAAAGACGGAGAUGAAAUCACAGUAUCUUUAAGCUCAAAAUCAGAUUAUUUUGAAGGAUUUAUGUUACAAGCAAAUGAAGUUGGAUCUACUGUUCCCAUUGGCACUUUCAGUGUGCUGAACAGUAGUGCACAGGCCAUCUACUGCAAUACUGAUGCUAAUAGAGCAGUUUCUCAUACAUCAAAUGCUAAAAAGUAUACAAUUCAAGCUAAAUGGACGGCCCCGUCUGCAAAACUCGGCAACAUAGAAUUCAGAGCAACAUUUGUUAAAAGUUUAAAAACCUUUUGGGUUGAUGUUAGGAGCUCUGCUCUUACUUAUACAGGAACAACUUCUGCUACUGUUCCAUCAAACCCUGAUUGUGGGAAAACCAAAGUCUGCUUCAGUCAGCCCAGCAACUGUGACCCAACUACCAGCACAGGCUGUUACUUCAUGGCAGUUCAGGCAUCAUCUAACCUAUCAGAAUUGAUGAUUGAAAUGUCUGGGAAGGCUGAUGGAUAUGUCGCCAUUGGGUUUUCAGAUGACCAGCAAAUGGGCAAUGACGACAUCUACAUCUGUGGUAAGGACAGCAACGGCUUACUCCAAGUGCAACACGCAUUUUCCACAGGAAGAAGUCGUCCAAAUAUUCUCUCACUGGGGAAUGUGACUAAUAUCAAGACAGUGUUGACGAAUGGAAAUAUCAAUUGUUCUUUUACUUCUCGUAAUGCCAUUAGCACAUCAAGAGCAACGUCCACUAGCCAGUACUACCUCAUGAUUGCUUCUGGACCCUCCAGUGGAGGUAACAUCGGUCAGCACACACAAGAAUAUGUCAGUAGCGCCAAGGCUGAUUUACUGAAUCCAUCCCUGGUCCUCACAAGCAAAGUAUUCCCAGCAAUCCUUAAAGCCCACGGUGCCCUGAUGUUAAUCGCCUGGAUGACCACGGGCAGUAUCGGGAUGAUCAUAGCACGCUAUUUAAAGGGAGUUGCCAAGGACCACGGUCUUGGUGGUAAAGAUUUCUGGUUUAUAGCCCACGUGUCUCUGAUGGCCCUGUCAGUCACUGCUACAGCCAUCGCAUUUAUACUGGUGUUUUCUUAUGCUCAGGAUUGGAGUGGGGGAGCUCAUCCUGUCCUGGGCUGUUUGGUGAUGAUCCUCAGUCUUAUUCAGCCCAUAGUCGCUGCUUUCCGCUGUGAGCCGCAGCAUGAGCGGAGGUUUGUUUUCAACUGGGCCCAUUCCGUCAUUGCUUUAGCUAUCAAAGCCCUCGCAGUUGCUGCGAUUUUCACUGGUUUGGCACUGUUUGAACAAUAUAAGGAGGAUGGAUGGAUGUUGAAAGUUAUGGGAGGUUUUAUUACCUGGGAGGCGCUGAUGUACAUUCUUCAAGAUCUUAACUUUCGCGCCAGGAAAAAAGAUUCUGAGAUUUGCAGUUGUGGAUCGAUGAAGCCUGAAACAGUCCUGCUUAUCCUGUUUUUGAUGGGAAACCUGGCCUUCUUGAUAUCACUUCUUGUUGGAAUAGGCAGAUCUUAAGUACAACCAAUAUGCAUCAGCCUUCCUCACUGGUUGGGGCCAUUUUUUGACUGUUUUGUUGUAUGAGUAUGUAUAUGUAUAUGUUUUUUUUUUUUUUUUUAAAUAAUGAGUGCUAAUUUUGAGUUCCAUGUUAUUCCAGAAGUAUCUCUCUACACAUUAUUUUGUUAUUUAUUUAAUUAACAUAAUACAGGCCCAGUUUCACAGACAGAGCUUAGCCUAAGCCAGGAUAUUAGGCCUUAGUUCAAUCAGGACAUUCAAGUAGCUUUUAUAAACGUUCAC